This is a messenger RNA of Closterium sp. NIES-65, 6069 nucleotides long. NCBI's taxonomy places the organism in Eukaryota, Viridiplantae, Streptophyta, Zygnematophyceae, Desmidiales, Closteriaceae. The record is from the annotation of a GenBank genome assembly.
AUGGCCUGUCUCUCCCUCCCCCCUUUCCCUUCCUGGACCCAUGCGAGUGAGCUGAACCCAUGGAAAGGUGGUGGGCUGCCACCUCUCGUCCUACCGCAACAACAGGGGCCACUUCGCCUUCGCGUUUGCUUUGUUCUCCUCCCCUCCCCUCUUCACCGCCACCACCUCUUCUUCCUCUCUCUCUCCUUUCACGUCCCUCCCUAUUCCCGCCUCUCCCUCCUCGCGUUCCCUUCCCGGACCGGCCCUCCUCUCCCCUUCUUCCCCCACUCUCCCUCUACACCCUGCAGGGCGGCGCACAUGGAGGGGGAGAGGGGGGAGGAGUUUCUGAUCAUCUGUGCGAGUGAGCUUGUUGGGGCGGCGCACAUGGGGGGAGAGAGGGGGGAGGAGUUUCUGAUCAUCUGUGCGAGUGAGCGCACAGACGCGAAGGUGGGCAACCGCCACGCGCCCUACCGCCACCACCGGGUUACUCCCCUCCCCUCAUGCCUCAUCAACACAACCUCUCUUCUCCCUCUCUCGCCACUCCCGGCGGCACACAUGGGGGGAGAGAGGGGCGAGGAGUUUCUGAUCAUCUGUGCGAGUGAGCGCACAGACGUGAAGGUGGGCAACCGCCACGCGCCCUACCGCCACCACCGCGGCGACUUCGCCUUUGCCUUUGCUCUGCUGUACACGUCGCUGGCGGCGGUGCUGCCGCGCGUGUCGGCUCUGCUGGACAUCGCCCAGGGGCCCUCGUGGGAGCAGCCGGGCAAGCUCAGUGCGAUCGUGCAAGAGCACGAGCAGGAGGUGAGGUUCAACCCGGGGUGGCUGGAGGAGGGGGAUGACAGGGUGGUGGCGGAGCUGGUGGGGUCGCAGAUGCUGCCCCUCGUGCUGCAGCCGGGUCGCAUCAUCCUCACGCCCUACAGCGUCUACUUCCAGCCGUUCAACGUCGUCUCGUCCGUGCCUGUCGUGCGGCACCCUCUGCGGACCGUCACGGCUGUCAUGCGGAGAUCGACACAUCUCCAAGAGCUCCCUCUUCCCCUCCACCCCCCUGCUUGCUCGUUUUCCCUUCUUAUUCACUCCUCUCCUCUAUAUCUGUUUUCCGCCACGCCCUCCCACCCCACACUUUUCCCUGGUUCGCCCUCUUCCCUGGUUCGCCCUCUUCCCUGGUUCGCCCUCUUCCCUGGUUCGCCCUCUUCCCUGGUUCGCCCUCUUCCCUGGUUCGCCCUCUUCCCUGGUUCGCCCUCUUCCCUGGUUCGCCCUCUUCCCUGGUUCGCCCUCUUCCCUGGUUCGCCCUCUUCCCUGGUUCGCCCUCUUCCUGGUUCGCCCUCUUCCUGGUUCGCCCUCUUCCCUGGUUCGCCCUCUUCCCUGGUUCGCCCUCUUCCCUGGUUCGCCCUCUUCCCUGGUUCGCCCUCUUCCCUGGUUCGCCCUCUUCCCUGGUUCGCCCUCUUCCCUGGUUCGCCCUCUUCCCUGGUUCGCCCUCUUCCCUGGUUCGCCCUCUUCCCUGGUUCGCCCUCUUCCCCGUUCUUCCCCAUGAUUGAUGUCUGUACCGCCCAGCCCCCUCUCUCCCUCGUUUCCACGUUAUUGCUGUUUGUGUUGCACAACCCUUUCGUCCCCUCUCCCAUCAUUGCACAGUGUACCGCUUUCCUCCUCUUCUCUCCUCCUUCCUCCGCCUGCUCCCCUGGCAGCAUUGACUCACGUUCACAACAGCCCAGGGCUGUGUUGCUAAGCAACGGCUUCAUCCCGCGCCCCCUCUCCCUCUCUUCCGCCCCCCUCCUUCCUCCCCCCGCCUACCCCGCCUGCUCCCCUGGCAGCAUAUACUUCACGUUCAAAUCAACCCAGGACUGCUCCCGGUUCUAUUCGCUGCUGCUGCAGCAGCCCGGGCUAUCAAUAGAGAGCAUGCGCAGCAGGGACAAGUGGGUGAGGGAGUGGGUGAGUGGCGGCAUCUCCAACUUCGACUACCUCAUGUACCUCAACCGCGAGGCCAACCGCUCCUUCAACGACCUCUCGCAAUACCCCGUGUUUCCUUGGGUUAUUGCGGACUAUACCUCCAAGUAUGUGCGGUCUCGCUCGUUCCUGCUCUUUCUGACACUCCCUCUCCCUCCCUUUGCCGCCUCCCCCUUCCCUUCCCCUCCCCGCCCCCUCCAUCUCCCCUUCCUGCUCCCCCUCCCCUUCCCCUUCCCAUCGCCCUCCUCUUUCUCUUCUCCCCUGUCUGCUGCUCUUCCCCACGUCCCUCCAUCUCACACGUCUCUCCAUUUCAAGUCCCUACCCUCCCGCACACACCUCCUAUGCUUUCAAUCAUCACCUUAUCUCCUACACCUACACGCCCCUCCGUUCCUCACAUCUCAUCCCUCCCCCAACUCUCGCCGCCUCCCCCUCCCGCACGCACCUCCUAUGCUUUCAAUCAUCACCUUAUCUCCUAUACCUACACAUCCCUCCGUUUCUCACAUCUCACCCCUCCCCCCAACUCUCGCCCCUUCCCCCUCGCCCCCCCCUCCCUCCUGUCCCAUUGCCCUAUUGCGCCCCAUUGCACCAGGGAGCUGGAUCUUAACCUCCCCAGCCACCUUCCGAGACCUACGCAAGCCCGUGGGCGCACUCAAUCCCGACCGCCUGGAGAAGUUUCGGCAGCGCUACGACGAUCUAGCAGAGCUCUACGAGGACUGGGCGGGAAACUUCCCGGAAGGCGAGGUGCCGCCGCAUGUGCCGGGCACGCCGUCCCCGGCGUUCCUGUAUGGGUGCCACUACUCCACGCCCGGCUACGUGGUGUAUGUGCGCGUGCGCGACGCCCCCCAGCUCAUGCUGCGCCUCCAAAAUGGAAGAUUCGACAUGCCUGAUCGCCUCCUCUCUUCCAUCCCCGAGAUGUGGGAGGGGGCAUACAACAACCCAUCCGACCUCAAGGAGCUUAUUCCAGAGUUCUACUCUCUCUCCACGUCCUUCCUGCUCAACUCACAAGGGCUGGACUUAGGCGUCAAGCAGGACGGGGUGCCCGUGGGGGAUGUGGUGCUGCCGCCCUGGGCCACAGACGCCCAUGACUUUGCUGCCAAGAUGCGCCAAGCGCUGGAAUGCCCCUAUGUGUCAAAAAGGCUGCACCAUUGGAUCAACCUGGUGUUUGGCUGCAAGCAGAGGGGCGAGGCGGCAAUAGAGGCAGACAAUGUCUUUCACCCCCUCACCUACGAUGACAUUGGGGCUCAGGUGCUGGCAUCAGUGGAGGACGACACAGUGCAGCAGGCGCUGACAGUGCAGAUGAGGGAGUUCGGCCGCACGCCCAAGCAGCUCUUCACCGCGCCGCACCCGCGCCAGCUGCGCAAGGAAGUGCGCGUCAUUCACAGAUACGUGCGCACAGCAUCGCGCGCCAUGCGGCUGCCAUCGCUCUUCCGCCAGUCCACGGUGGACUCACACAUUGUGGUGCAGUCACUCUCCACGCUCAACCGCGUCUCCACCCACCGCUCCCACCUCGACACAAAGUUGAAAUCCCGACGCGGCUACAAGACUAUUCUGAUGAGAGCGCUGAACCCGUUGGUGGAGCUGGCGCUGCCAGACCGGUCGGUGCAUCGCGCCAUAGCACAGCUACAAAACCGUUCUGAUGGGAGCACUGAACCCGCUGGUGGAGUUGGCGCUGCCAGACCGGUCGGUGUAUCGCGCCAUAGCACAGGUGGCACCGUUGCAGGUGUUGGGGAGGCUUUGAGACGCAACCCACACCACCUCCCCUCUCUCGUCCUCAUUCCCCCCCACCCCACCAGCUACAAGACCAUUCUGAUGGGACCACUGAACCCUCUAGUGGAGCUGGCACUGCCAGACCGGUCGACCGGUCGGUUUAACCGUGCCAUCGCGCAGGUGGCAGGGGGCGAGAAGGACAGGGAGGGGCAGGAGUUUGGGCUCGAGUGGCUGGAAAACACAGCCAUGUACAGAGAAGCAGACAUGCUUCAAAUCUCGAGUGCCAAGUAUAUGCUUCCUCUCAUGCCUCUCGCUCACUCCAAGCAUGCCGACCAGCGGGCGGCCGCCAUGCGGGCGGUUGCCGCCCUCUGCAAGCCAGACGCCAACCGGCAAUUCGUCUAUUCUGCGGGCUUUCUAGAGCCCAUCGAGGCAGCGAUCGUGGGCGGAUACGACCGGGGCACCAAGGCGGCAGUGGAUGCGAUCGCGAAGCUCUCCGUGCUGCCGGAGGUGGUGGAGGAGUUCAGUACAGCUGGUGUGCUCUCAUUGGUCGACCUCCUCGUCAUGAGCGACAACUCGCUGCAGGCAGUCGAAACCCAGGCACUGGCAUGUGAGGCGUUGUGGCGCCUGUGUGGGUUGAAGCGCCACCCGCCUUCCUGCCCUGGCCCGGGACGUGCUGCCACGCCUGCUGCCGCUGGUGCGAGCAGGGGAGCACUUCACGGUGGAGCUCAGAGAGAUGGCGCUCAGAGCGCUGGCUGCUGUGUGCGUGGAGACCAGCAGCCAAGAGGAGUGCUGCUGCUGCCGCUGGUGCGAGCAGGGGAGCAUUUCACGGUGGAGCUGAGAGAGAUGGCUCUGAGGGCGCUGGCUGCUGUGUGCGUGGAGACCAGCAGCCAGGAGGAGGUGAGCCGGGCAGGUGGGGGUGCAUGUGAGGAGCUCAGAGAGAUGGCUCUGAGGGCGCUGGCUGCUGUGUGCGUGGAGACCAGCAGCCAAGAGGAGAUGCUUCAAAGAGGGGGUCUCAAGGAGGUCCUAGAGAUCUGCGCCAUGGAGGCGGGAAACAUCCUGGAAGCUGCCAUUGCCGCGCUCGCCGCCCUCUGCCGCAACCCCGAGCUGAGACUACAAAUCGCCGUGGAGGGCGGGCUUCGUCUCUUGUGCAACGCAUCGUGUGCCGCCGAGGCGCAGAUACAGGAGGUGGCGGCGAGUGCGCUGCAGAGCCUGCUGGGCGACGGGGUGAUUCUGAACGGCGUGAUCCGGGAAGAGGGGCUGUGGUCGAUUAUCGCCAUGGCCCAAUCGCACCACCACGAGGUGCAGAGGCUGGCGGCCCGCGCCUUCUGGUACCUGGCCAUUCACUGCGAGAACAAGCGACAGGUGAUGGCAUUGGGAGGUCUCCAAUCCCUACUAGCAUUAGCAGCACUGGGGGAGCGCAACCGGCACGCCACGCUGCUGGCGGAGGAGGCGCUGCUGCGCCUCUCAGAGGACCGCCACAUCCACGCCCACCUCUUGAGGGAGCAGGCCUUUCUCGCCCGCACUGCUGCCGCUGGCGGCGCUGCUGCUGCUGCUGCGUCUGGUGGUGGUGGUGGUGGGGGUGUUGGUGGUGGUUCUGGUGGCGGUGGUGGCGCUGGUGGUGGUACGAGUGGUGCUGAUCAUGGUGGGAGUGGUGGCGGUGCAGAGAGUGAUGGUGACGGGGGCAGCAGGGGAAGCAGAAGACAAGAAGGAAGAGAAGGCGGAGCAGGUGGAGCAGGAGGAGCAACAGGAGGAGCAGCAGGAGGAGCAGCAACAGGAGGAGCAGCAGGAGGAGCAAGAAGGCCAAGCACAGGCUCGUCCCUGAGUUCCUCGUCAGGAGCAACAGCAGGCUCUCUGCACCCAAACCUCUCAGCAGCAGCAACCCCCACCGCCUCCACCUCGGCCCCAUCCCCCUUCCCUCUCUCCACCUCCGACUAUGAAGGCUUCUCAGGAUUCUCUGCUAGCAGUCCCAGCGCGCAGUCAGACCAGUCCUGGGCGUUGACUUGGUCAAACAGCAGCAAGUGGGAGGCGCCUAGCCCAGGUAGAAUGUCUAUUGAUAGUCACACUGUAUCGGUCGCGCCCUUUGUCCCCUCGUCGCUGUCGGUUGGCUCGUCUAGUUCAAAUGCUGCUGCUGUGGCUGCCGCGGCUUCUGCGGCUGCCGCUGCGGCUGGUGCUGCUGCUGGUGCUGGUGCUGGUGCAGGGGGCAUGGCAGCAGCAGGCAAGGGGUUGGUUUAUCAGCGACCCUUGACGCCCCCUUUUUGGUCCAGCUCUGUUCUGUCUCCCGCCACCACCUCUGCUGCUUUUGAUUCCACCCAUAAGCAACAUCCUGCCGCUUCCUCUGCUGCUGCUGCUGCUGCUGCUGCUGCUGCUGCUGCUGCUGUGACUGCAGCUGCUGCAGCUCCAGCUGCUGUUGCCACCACUGACAGCCACAACAUCAACGCCUAG